This is a messenger RNA of Zea mays, 587 nucleotides long. RefSeq lists its product as uncharacterized. The record is from RefSeq and is marked validated. The coding region runs from base 121 to 273 and encodes 50 amino acids. NCBI's taxonomy places the organism in Eukaryota, Viridiplantae, Streptophyta, Magnoliopsida, Poales, Poaceae. The transcript has a single exon.
UCCCACAGUCAGUCGUUGACACAAAGAGAAAUUCCACAGCCGGGGGGCAAGGCUUUAAUUGCCCCCUCUCCCUCCCUCGCCUCCUUCACCAUCCCACCGAGCUUUGCAACAGCUAGUAGCAUGGGCAAGCUGUGCUGCAGCCAGGAAGACGACGAGCCGGCGUUCAACCUCCUGGGGCUGCUCGUCACCGUCGUCCUCGCCCUGCUCCUGCUCAUGCUGUGCACGCCGCCCCGCCGCAGGCGCUGCGUCGCCUACUACCCCCGUUACUGCUAGGACAGGACGGACGCGGUGGCGGUGGCACACGCCGUCGAGCUUCAGCCUUCUUCGAGGUAGGGAGGAAAGGAUCAAUCUUCUGCUCUGCUCUGCGAUGGGCGCCGAGGUAGGCAUCAGACGUGGAGUUCAAUUCGAGUCCGAGUUGUGGAGUAUACAAUAAAUCAUGCUGGAUUGUUUGUUUGUAUGUAAAAGCGUUCUGUUAUUAUUGGUAAAUCAAUGUGACUACUGCAUAAGGCUGGUCGGUCUGUAACCUGAUCCGAGAGUCUGUCUGUUGGUAAAAAAUUAAUUGACUACUGGAAUUUGUUGACUUGGUA